AUGGGUUCUUUCAAAAUAAUCUCCAUAUUCGUUCUGGUCGUCAUAUUUUUCCCAUCUUUUCACCCCAAAUGUGGAGCUUCAGCUUCUGCUGAAGAGGCUGCUGCUCUUUUGAAAUGGAAAGCCAGUUUUCAGAACCAGAACAACAGCUUCCUAACCUCAUGGAACCUUCAAUCAGGCAAUGCCAAGAAUUCUUCUAUACUUCCUUGCACUUGGGCUGGUAUUUCCUGCAUUGAUGGAAGUGUCAACAGGUUGAACCUUUCAGAUUGGAGCAUUGAAGGAGAGAUACCAUCUGAGUUUCAAAAUUUGCAGAGUUUGGGGACAUUGGAUCUCUCCCAGAAUAACCUCUCUGGUUUGAUCCCAAAGGCUUUGGCAGAAUUGCCAGGUUUAUUGCACAUCAAUCUUUCUUUUAAUAAUUUGGAGGGCCCAAUUCCGAGUGGUAGAGCAUUUGUGAAUCUAACGUUAGAAGAAGUAAAGGGAAAUAAAGGUUUGUGUGGCAAUAUUACAGGGUUACGAGCCUGUGAAAGUUCUCGGUUGAUUAAAAAGCAUGUCAAGGAUAAAAGCAAGGAACUUGUUCUCAUAAUUGUAUUGCCUCUUCUGGGAUCAUUCACACUUCUUGGUGCAUUGUUCGGUGUUCUCAAAUUGCAUGAUCGGAGAAAACGAAAUUCAAGAGAGGUAGAUACGGAGGUGAAUAAGGGCGGUUUAUUUGCCAUAUGUGCUUAUGAUGGCAAAGCAUUGUAUAAAGAAAUCGUGAGGUCUACAGAAGAGUUCAGUGAAACAUUUUGCAUUGGGAAAGGAGGUUGUGGAAGUGUUUACAAAGCACAGCUUCCAUCAGGCGAGGUAGUAGCUGUAAAGAGACUUCACAACGUGCCUAAUGUGGCAAAGGAUAGAAGUUUCUUGAAUGAGAUCAGGGCCUUGACAGAAAUCAAGCAUCGGAACAUUGUGAAACUCUUUGGCUUCUGCUCAAAUGCUCAGCAUUCAAUUUUGGUUUAUGAGUACCUCGAAAGGGGGAGCUUGGCCAAAAUCUUGAGCAUAGAAGAAGAAGCUAAGGAACUAGACUUGCAAAAGAGGCUGAAUAUCAUCAAAGGCGUCGCUCAUGCUUUAUCUUACAUGCAUCAUGAUUGUUCACCACCAAUUGUACACCGAGACAUAUCAAGCAACAACAUUUUGCUUGAUCCAGAAUGCGAGGCUCAUGUUUCAGAUUUUGGCACUUCCAAAUUUCUGAAAGUAGACUCCUCUAAUUGGAGUUCUCUUGCAGGCACAUAUGGAUAUGUUGCACCAGAAUUUGCCUGCACAAUGAAAGUUAACGAAAAGUGUGACGUUUAUAGCUUUGGGGUGAUAACAAUGGAAGUAAUAAAAGGAAAGCAUCCUGGUGACUUGAUUGCUCAUCUAAUGUUUUCAAAGCCUGAAGAGAUAGAACUGAGAGACUUGCUAGACCAAAGACUUCUCUAUCCCAAUCAAGAAACUGAAAAGAUUCUGAUAUCCAUUCUCAAACUAGCAAGAGAAUGUAUACGUGUUGAUCCUCAAUGCAGGCCGACAAUGCUCUUUAUUUCCAGGUAUCUUGCCUCCUAUUAAAUUAAAUGCAGACUGCAGUGCCUCAUUUCCCUUCCCCUUACGUAGCGCUAUCAUGCAUCAGCAGAAGAUGAUACGAUGCAGGGUAUGUAUUCUGUGUAAAUAUAAACUCUCCCUAGCCAAUAGAGUUUGUAGAAUUGAUAUCAAAACUAGUAUAGGGGGAAAAUCGGAAGUUUGGAAAUAUGUAUGGUAAAUUUGUCCUGGAAGUAAUAAUUCUAUGGCAUUUAGUUUCAGUCUUAAUAG
Coffea eugenioides is the source of this 1812-nucleotide messenger RNA. RefSeq names its product MDIS1-interacting receptor like kinase 2-like. Bases 1 to 1572 code for a protein of 523 amino acids. Gene Ontology annotation, molecular function: protein binding; ATP binding; protein kinase activity. Lineage: Eukaryota; Viridiplantae; Streptophyta; Magnoliopsida; Gentianales; Rubiaceae. The record is from RefSeq and is a predicted model, not a curated record. The transcript has 4 exons. Gene Ontology annotation, biological process: protein phosphorylation.